Molecule: messenger RNA, 249 nt
Organism: Triticum turgidum subsp. durum (durum wheat)
Lineage: Eukaryota; Viridiplantae; Streptophyta; Magnoliopsida; Poales; Poaceae
Source: the annotation of a GenBank genome assembly
AUGGCCAUGGAGAGCGGCGCAGAGGCCGCGGCGGCGGCGGCGGGCUACUACGGCGGCACCUGCGGGUGGGAGACGCCGAAGCGGGAGGAGUGCCGCAUCCCGGCGACGCUGCCCUGCCCCGCGGCGCCGAGGAAGGCCGCCGCGGACUUCGGCACGCCCCGGCGUCCGCCCAAGAACGGCUACUUCCAGCCGCCUGACCUCGAGGCCCUCUUUGCGCUGGCCCCGCGCCGGCAGGCGUCUUGCGCGUGA